Molecule: messenger RNA, 1913 nt
Organism: Branchiostoma belcheri (Belcher's lancelet)
Lineage: Eukaryota; Metazoa; Chordata; Leptocardii; Amphioxiformes; Branchiostomatidae
Product: DBH-like monooxygenase protein 1 homolog
Exons: 12
Biological process (GO): norepinephrine biosynthetic process; octopamine biosynthetic process; dopamine catabolic process
Cellular component (GO): secretory granule membrane
Molecular function (GO): copper ion binding; dopamine beta-monooxygenase activity
Source: RefSeq, a predicted model, not a curated record
CCAGCCUGACCAGGUAGGUUUUAUCUGUAACACGACGUGAACACAGCUGUCAUCGUACAAUGGAAACUGUCUCGCGUCUUCUCGUCUUAGCGGCAACUACUAUCGUUUUGUACGGACAACUUGUGGGUGCGAGUGCCGACUUCACCCACCAUGAGUUCCUGGACGAAGACGGGAAGUUUCUACUCUUCUGGAAGUUUGACGAUGAGAAGAUUGAGUUGGAGGCCCGGGUGCAGACGACAGGGUGGGUCGGCCUGGGUCUCUCCCCGAACGGAGGCAUGCCGGGGUCUGACAUCGUCAUCGGCUGGGUCAAAGACGGGACUGCGCACCUCACCGACCGGUAUGCCGAUUCAAAGUCCCAGCCCCCUGUGGACGAGAGUCAGGACUGGGAGCUGGUGUCUGGGAACGAGAACGGGACUCACACCGUCCUGAGGUUCAACCGGAAGCUGACGACUUGUGACGUCAGAGACCGCGUCAUCAACGCUGACACCAUGCGGGUUCUGUGGGCAUGGCAUGAUGACGACCCUGAGGACGAGAGCGGCCCGAGCGGCCCGGCCUACCACGGGUCCAACCGGGGGACCAGGAGCACGGUCCUGCUCAGUAACAUCAUCGCUCCGGACAACUUCAAGGAAACAAACUACACAACCGUUGACCUACUCAUGAACAAUGUCUCCGUUCCUGCUGACCAAGACACGACUUACUGGUGCCGCGUAUUUGAGCUGCCUGAACUAGCCGGCAAACACCACAUGAUAAAGUACGAGCCCAUCAUCACACCCGGUAAUGAAGGCGUGGUGCAUCACCUGCUGAUCUACAGCUGUCAGAAGGACAGCAGCGUCACCUUCCUGCCCCAGGAACAUCCGGGACAUCAGUGCUACACUCCCAACAUGCCCCGCGACUGGUACCCAUGCUACGGAGGGAGCCUGCUGGCAGCCUGGGCCAUCGGGGCUGAGGCUAUGGCAUAUCCUGCGCACGUUGGUUUCCCUAUCGGUGAUGUUGACGACAGCCGCUAUGUACUUGUGGAGAUGCACUACGACAACCCUCAGCUGGCGUCAGGAAUCCGUGACAGUUCGGGGCUGCGGCUGACGCUGACGCCUGAGCUGAGGGACCACGACAUGGGCAUCCUGGAGGUCGGUGUGCUGGUGAACAAGCACCACGUCGUCCCGCCUAGCGCCGAGGGGUUCGUGUCGGCAGGCUUCUGUAACGCCAACUGUCUCAACGCGUUCCUGGAGGAGCUUGGAGAGCCGAUCCACAUCAUCGGCCUUGAGCUUCACUCCCACCUGCUGGGUGUGAAGAUGAGCGCCCGUCUCAUCCACAACGGCACGGAGACCGAGAUCGCGCGGGACGACAACUACGACUUCAAUCUGCAGUUUUUCCGGAUGCUGAAGAAAGAAGUCACCGUCUACCCGGGUGAUACUCUGGUUACUGAAUGCACUUACCGCUCAACGCACAAGGACAAGGUUACGUAUGGUGGCCCUGGAACCCCGGACGAAAUGUGCGAAACCUUCUUCCUGUACUACCCACGGUUCAACCUCACCUUCUGCGACAGUCUACCCAACCUGUACAGCACCGCGAGCUUCGCUGGAGUCGAGAAUUUUGAAUAUAACGGCCGUCGCGGCGACAUUAAAAUCACGGCCCCGGAGCGGCUGGUGAACAUGUCGUUUGAGGACGUGAUGGAGGCGGUCCCGUGGACGGACCAGAAAGCUCACGCGUUCUCCAGCAGUCUUCUGGACGGUCCGCUCCCCUUCCAUACCAGAUGCAGACCCAGCUUCCGGACUGCCAUUGAUACGGACGCAUUAAACACCGACCAGCCCUUCCCGCGCGGGAAGAUGCCGGAACCCGAGGACGUCUGCAGCGGGAGGACCCCGGCCGGCCAGGCGACAACCCGCGUACCCGUGACGGGAGGCGGCCCGGGACAG